CCUAACUCGUGGUGACGGUGAAUUAGACGACAAGACAAGACAAGACAAGACCAGACCAGACAAGAUGGAAUAAAAUCGCGCAUACAAAACCAAAAUCAGCCAGAGAAGGCACGAGUCGAGGUUCCUUCCCUCCAGCAUAUGCAACAACCCCACGCGCCUUCCCUAUUCUUACCCUUCCUUCCUUCCUUCCUUCCUUCCCUCCUUCCCUAUCGUGUCGUCCGUUCACCUCACCUCACCUUACCCAACUCCGCUUUGCAUCGUCCCAAUAGCUACACUGUAUGUACGGCGUAUAACUAAUUUUCUUCUUCGUACUCCGUAUGAAUUAUUACAGUUACCUGAUUUCUCUCUCCAAGGAUUAAUAGAGACAUACACCAUACCAGUCUCUCUACAAUAGAUACCUAGUUACAUGGUACAUACAGCGUAUGCACUGAUGCCCCCUCGUCCCAUCCCUACCUCUUACUUCGUAUCUCCUCACGACCCCAUACCCUUUCCAUUCUAUUUCAUCCCAUAUGGCAUACAUACCCUUCACCCAUUCACCACCGUAUCGCUUCUAAUUAUUCCUCCAUCUCCAUCCCCCAAGCUUCAGCCCGUCUCUCUUGACCCGCUUCGGCCUCGUUUCUACUCCUCCAUCCAUCCAACCGCUGUGCCGCAAUCUGUCACCCCCCUCAACCUCAAUAUCCAACUCAUCCUUCCACUCAUCCUUCACACCCUCACUUUCGUUCCCUCGAUACAUGCUUUCGCGCCCUCAUCCUCAUCCAACAUCCACCUCCGCAUUUCAUACCCCCUCGCCCAUUCGAUCCAUCGAUCGAUUCUUCGUUUAUGCGCCACCUCCAUCGCUGUGCAUGCCCUGGGCGUCGAUUGCUACGGAAGUACACCACUAAAGAUGUAUUCUCUCUACGUUGUAUGGAAUAUCUUCACCCCCCACACGUUAGGUGCAGUUGCAGGUGCAGAUGCAAGUCGCUCUCAGACUUGCCUUCUCCAAACAUCGUGUAACAUGGCUGUAUCAUUUUGUACCAGUGAUACUCGUACACAGUACAUACACCGUAUUGUAUACGCUCUGGACCCCGCAAAAACUCUUUACCGCUCUGUGGUCUCAAACUGAACUGCACAUCAUCGUGCGAACCUACACCCACAACGACAACCACACCUCCAGAUACAUUUCCAUUUUCAUCUUCAUCUCUAGGUUCAUCUAGGGGUACAUACCUCGUUUCCUCAUUUUCGGCACUGACUGACUCUAAUUCUUACAAUACACUCCCUCUGCACUAACACAGACUCUCCAAAUAGGAAGUCAUCGUCUGGCUUCCCCCAUCCACGUCUCACCAUUUGAGUUUCUCAGUCUCAUACAAUCCGUUGUUGAAACAACGCCUCUACAGAUCCAGGCCUUCC
Aaosphaeria arxii CBS 175.79 is the source of this 1386-nucleotide messenger RNA. RefSeq lists its product as uncharacterized. The coding region runs from base 407 to 1102 and encodes 231 amino acids. NCBI's taxonomy places the organism in Eukaryota, Fungi, Ascomycota, Dothideomycetes, Pleosporales. The record is from RefSeq and is a predicted model, not a curated record. The transcript has a single exon.